Penicillium concentricum is the source of this 366-nucleotide messenger RNA. RefSeq names its product CTAG/PCC1 family protein. The coding region runs from base 1 to 366 and encodes 121 amino acids. Gene Ontology annotation, cellular component: EKC/KEOPS complex. The transcript has 2 exons. Lineage: Eukaryota; Fungi; Ascomycota; Eurotiomycetes; Eurotiales; Aspergillaceae. The record is from RefSeq and is a predicted model, not a curated record.
AUGGCUCUCGCACAAUCUACCAAUCCCGAGUUCCCUUGCUCACUCACAAUAUCACUCCCCCUCCCGACAAAUCGCCUUGCAUCAUGCGCUCUACGCGCCUUGGAAGUUGACGCCGAACUAUCUCCCUUUGUGCGACGGAGUUUCGCCCUCGAGGCUCCGGCGGUCGAAGCAUCGUGCGAGCCGCAAGAAAAGAAACAAAAGCAGGACCCUGAAGAAUCUAAAACUGUGUUGAAGAUAACAUACAUCGCGACAACGAAUCGGAUGCUCCGCGUUUCUGUCAAUGGAUUUAUGGAGAGUCUAGGUGUCGUGCUUGGGGUUAUGGCAGAAUUGGAUAUUGAUGUGCUGAAGGCUGAGAUGGAGGGUUGA